Molecule: messenger RNA, 1838 nt
Organism: Perca fluviatilis (European perch)
Lineage: Eukaryota; Metazoa; Chordata; Actinopteri; Perciformes; Percidae
Gene: acvr1ba
Product: activin A receptor type 1Ba
Exons: 9
Coding region: 141-1634 (497 amino acids)
Biological process (GO): protein phosphorylation; nervous system development; cellular response to growth factor stimulus
Cellular component (GO): activin receptor complex; plasma membrane
Molecular function (GO): activin binding; activin receptor activity, type I; ATP binding
Source: RefSeq, a predicted model, not a curated record
GCCAGGCUGGCUGGCUGGCUGGCUAGCGUUUGGCGGUGUGGUGUGUGCGGUCGGACUGUGGUUGUGUUUCAGGUCUGGUCGUGUUGAUAACGACACACUUUGGACGCAUUUCAUCUUGGAGAGAUGGGAAUUUUGAAGAAAUGUCUCUAAAAGAAAUUGCCCUAACACUGCUUGCCCUGUUCGGGUUAGUGGCAGUCGGUAAUGCUCUACGUUGUAACUGCACGAACUGUGAGAAGACCAGCUAUGAGUGUGAAACGGAUGGCGCCUGCAUGGCCUCCACAUACUUCAACCAGGGGAAGGAGCAACACGUACGCAUUUGCAUCGACCGGGACAACCUGGUCCCCCCUGGACAACCUUUCUACUGUCUGAGUGCGGAAGGCCUGCUCAACACACAUUGCUGCUAUGUAGAUUACUGUAACAGUAUUGAAGUCCCUGUCCCAACAAAAGAGGGGGACUGGUCAGCCUCAUCGAGCUCCUGGGGGCCGGUGGAGCUGGUGGCGGUCAUCGCAGGGCCGGUGUUCCUUCUCUGUGUGCUGCUUAUGGUCGGCGUGUUCCUGUUCCAGUAUCACCAGAGGGCCUAUAGCCACAGGCAGAGGCUGGAGGUAGAGGACCCAUCAUGUGACCAUCUGUACUUGGCCAAGGACAAGACCCUGCAGGACCUCAUCUAUGACAUGUCCACCUCCGGAUCAGGCUCUGGUUUGCCCCUGUUUGUGCAGCGGACGGUGGCUAGGACCAUCGUGCUACAGGAGAUAAUAGGAAAGGGUCGUUUUGGUGAGGUGUGGAGAGGGAAGUGGAGGGGAGGAGAUGUGGCGGUGAAGAUCUUCUCAUCCAGAGAGGAGCGCUCCUGGUUCAGAGAGGCUGAGAUCUACCAGACAAUCAUGCUGCGGCACGAAAACAUCCUGGGAUUCAUUGCAGCAGACAAUAAAGACAAUGGAACAUGGACUCAGCUGUGGCUGGUGUCAGACUAUCAUGAGCACGGCUCUCUUUUUGACUACCUGAACCGCUACUCUGUCACCAUCGAGGGCAUGAUCAAACUGGCCCUGUCGGCUGCCAGCGGCCUAGCACACCUACACAUGGAGAUCCUCGGCACUCAGGGUAAGCCAGGCAUUGCUCACCGUGACCUUAAGUCUAAAAAUAUCCUGGUUAAGAAGAACGGCAUGUGUGCCAUAGCUGACCUCGGCCUGGCAGUCCGCCACGAGUCAAUCACAGACACAAUCGAUAUAGCACCGAACCAGCGCGUGGGCACUAAGAGGUACAUGGCUCCAGAAGUCCUGGACGAAACCAUCAACAUGAAACACUUUGAUUCCUUCAAGUGUGCUGACAUCUACGCGCUGGGCCUGGUGUACUGGGAGAUUGCACGCCGCUGCAACGCAGGAGGUAUCCACGAGGAGUACCAGCUGCCCUACUACGACCUUGUGCCCUCUGACCCCGCCAUAGAAGAGAUGAGGAAGGUGGUGUGUGACCAGAAACUGAGGCCCAAUGUGCCCAACUGGUGGCAGAGCUACGAGUCACUGCGUGUGAUGGGGAAGAUCAUGAGGGAGUGCUGGUAUGCCAACGGAGCAGCCAGACUGACAGCACUGCGCAUCAAGAAGACCCUGUCUCAGCUCAGUGUGGAGGAGGACGUCAAGAUGUGAGCGGCGAAAAGGCGUGCUGGAGACGCACAACCAGACCACCCUCCCAUAGGAAACGAACACUAAAGACAGACUGCAAAUGAAAACCCUGCCAGUUUUAAAGCCACACUCCAAGUUGUGACGAGGCCUACCUCACCUUUUUAGCCAAAACUACUGAGAAUCACCCGUCCCCUCUUGACUUUUCUCGCCCCAUCUCCUUUUCUCGCC